CGUUUCUUGUUUCUACCCGUUCACUUCCGGGUCUCCGCGGCUUUGGAUGGUUUGGGCGCGAAUUUCUCUGAGCGCGGCUCCUGGAAGGAUUCAAGACGCGUCUUUGUCAGUCGUGGGGCGAAGUGCAGCCUUAGUGAUGAGUGCCUUUGAGUCUUAAGGAAACUGCGGUCGGCAGCGUCGCUACCCCGAGACGUCGUUUGUCCGGAGCGUAAGUUGAAUGAUAAAUCCAUUAGGCCUAAAGUAAGAAGACCUGAAUGUUACUCUUCGAACUGACGUUAUCUGUGACCAGAGCAAAACAAUUCAGAACUUAUUUCCAUUUUCUUGGAUUUAAACAUGGAGAUAAUGUUAUUGUAUGGAGGAGUAUAAAAUAUUUUGAAGCACUGUUAUAAUUGUUCUGUUUAAAUCAAGAUGUCUAGCAAAGCAAAUGCUUUCAAGAAAAGUUCUCAACAGUUAAAAAGAAAUCCAAAAAGAAGAAUUGGUGAUGAAGAAGCAGAGCUAUCAAAGAAAGAGGUUAGAAACACAGGGAAAAAAAAUAAAAAUCAUCCAAAACAUCUGUCUUCUGAAGUGACAGGACAAACAAAGCAUACUAAUCUAAAACAGGUAAAGAUUGCAUCCCACAAGAGAAAAACCUGGCAACCUCUUUCCAAGAGUAGCAGAGAGCAUUUGCAAACUAUGAUGGAAUCAUUAAUAAUUGCAAUUUUGAGUGACAGUAUUAGAGAAAAUGAAAAAAUUCAGUAUCAUCUGAACUUCCUGAAGAAAAGAUUGCUGCAACUGUGUGAAACCCUGAAAGUCCCUCCCAAAAAGCUGCAAGAUUUAACUCGUGUGUCAAGUCUACUGAAAAUGGAAAGGGCACAGCAUACAGCUAAUGAAGAGGGUCUGGCAUUGUUGCAGGAAGAAACAGAUAAAAUAGUAGAGACCAUAGAGUCAAUGACCGGGAAUAUUCACAGCCUAAAGAGCAAAGUUCAUGUUCUAACAAGUGAGGUGGAAGAAGAGGAAAAGAAGGUAAAACAGAUGUUUCAAAUAGAUACUGAGGUAAUCUCUCUUCCCGAACUUUCUCAGAAGAGUCUCAAAGCACCCCUACUUCAGAAGGAAAUUUUGACGCUAAUUCCAAACCAGAAUGCUCUUCUGAAAGACUUGGAUGUUCUCCAUAAUUCAUCCCAGAUGAAGAACAUGUUAACUUUCAUUGAAGAAGUCUAUAAAAGACUGGAUGCCUCUUAAAGAGUUUUGUUUGGUUUUGGUUUUGGUUUGUAGAUUGUUCCAUAUUAAUUUAAUGUUUAUGAGUUUGUAAAAAUGUUAUCCUAUGUGGUAUUGCCAGGGCUGAGGCUUCUUCAGGAUUUAUCUCAUAACAUGCACUUUAAAAUUAACCUCUAUAGAUCUACCAUUAACCUCUACAGAUCUAACGUGGGCCUUGAAAACUCUGUUUUUAUGAAUUCCCACAUCUAGGAACUCACAUUUAUGUUGCUGUAUUUCCAGUUAUUUGCCUAAAACCAUAAAAUGAGAACAGCCACAAUCUGAUGGUUUAUAAUGCCUGAAUAGAGCUCAUUUAUUGGUUAGUGCAGAGGAAAUAUGAUACUAUAACUUAGUAUAUGUAAGGUGUUUAUAGUGCCCAGCACAUAAAAAUGUAAGUGUUUGCUAUCAGUAUUGUUUUUUAGCUGAUGACUUGCAUUUUCUGUCUGAUCACGUGAAACUCCCGAAAUCCCCAAAUGCCUUUACUCUUACAUAACUCCCUAGAUUUUUUGUGGCAUAAUUAAAAUUUGCCAGGUGUAUUUAACUUUAGAGGUAGCAUGAACACUUCAUUUCCUUGGUUAGGUUAGUGAAUAGAUGUUGAAUAUUUAUUUUCUACUCUCAUCUGCGCAUACCUGUAUUUCAUAAAAUAACGAACCCACGUUCAUUUAUUCCCUUAAAACAAACACCAAGCAAAAAAUCCCUUUCUAAAUCUUUUCUCAUUGCGAUAAUAAGUAUAUACAUGUGAAGAAAUUAUAACUUAAAUAUAUUAAAAAUCAUUUUUAACCAACCACAGUAUAUUGACUGGGUUGCUUUUAUCUGUUUGUAAAAUAAAAUAACUGUAAUUUAGUUACUUUUCUGUGGAACCUAAAAUGUUUUGUCAAUUAAUUUAGAAGGUGCCAUAAUUCUGUUAAUGCCCUCCAGGCUGAGACCACCAGGAAGGCAGCUUCAGUUAAACAAGUUGGCUUUAGUGCUUACUGCAGCGAGGGAGACCGCACAUCAUGGGGAACCUCGGGCCACCGAGCGAAAGGGUCGAAAGCAGUAUCCUCUUAGAAAAUAAUGGUCGAGGAAGACACUAAUGUAUUUUAAGGGAAAGAAAGUCUUCAAGAAAGGAAACCUGUAGUGCAGCAUUUAAAAAGAACAUUAUUGUAUAUGGUUUGGACUGCUACGUGGCAGGCAAAGCAUUUAAAAGAAAAAGAUUUUACAGAAUGUCUUAAAAUUUAAAAACCCUUCGCUUGGAAACUUACAGGCUUGUGUUUUCAGAGUGACAAGUAGCGCCCCAACUCACUUUUAUCAUUAAUCAUGAUGUUUAGAAUAGCUUUUGGUGGGGAUGAAAGAGUUACAUUAAGCCUGCCGUUUCUCUCAGAACAUCUGUUUAACAGAUGAUUGAAAGUCAACAGGAAUUCCGACUUAGCGUUGUUGCUGAGGGGUAAUUCUCUACCUUGCAUAAACUGGUCAUACUGCCCCCUUGCAGCUUUGAAAAAUAUGUGAUCUAAUUUUGAGAGAGCUACAGUAUCUUCAGGCAGGUAGCAGGUAACACAUACAAUAUUUUCUUCAAAGGCUGAAUUUUGGUAUACUCUUUGUGAAGAAUAUAAGAGCUAAUUACAGAUCCAAAUAAAAUUGAAAUUCAACUGCACAAGGUCCCAGUAAUGCAGAUGGUCAUCCUCUUAAUGUAGUAUUCUCAUCUGUUUAAAUUCUCAUUUACACAAGCCAUGCCAACUAUGAUACACGUCUCCAGUGACUGAUAAGUGCCAAUGCCAGAAACUUUAAAUCCUAAAGAUAAAUAGUUUGGAAUGGAGGAUAUAUGGUGUAAAAAUGUAGCCUGUAAUAAAGAUAGAAUACCAAAUAAAAUGUAGAGAAAAUAUAUCAUUCAGUAAGUGGUCUUGGGAAAACUAGCUAACCGUACCGGGGGUGGGGGUGGAGGGGUGGUAGUAAAUAUUCCUACUUUAUGACAGAAUAGGUUCAAAAUAAAAUUAAAUAGAAAAAUGGAAACUGAAAAGAAUUUAUAAAUGAAUAACUGAUGUCAGUGUAGGUAAAGCCCGACAGACAUACUCAUUUUGUAGUACUUCACUUUAUUGCAUUUUGCAGAUACUGUGUUUUUUACAAAUUGAAGGUUUGUGGCAACCCUGCAUCGAGCAGGUCUAUUGGUGCCAUUUGUCCAAUGCCUUUAUUUUUUAAAUUAAGGUAUGUAUAUUGUUUUCUAAGAUAUAAUACUGUUGUACACUUAAUAGACUACAGUAUAUUGUAAAUGAAACUUGUAUAUUCACUGUGAAGCCAAAAAAUUGUUACAAAAUUUGCUUUAUUGUGAUCUGGAACUGAACCUGCAGUAUCUCUGAGAUACGCCUGUAUUAUGCAUAUAAACAAAGAUAAAACCAUAAAGAAAAAAAUCAGUAGAUCAUUACAUAAGACUUUGAACUUUUAAAAAUAAAGUUAAAAAAAAAACAAGCCAAAGACAGCACAGACAGAAAAAUAUCUAUAACAUAUAAAACAAAUAACAUCUUUAUUCAUAAAGAGUUCUGAAAUGCCAGUAACAAAUAAAUACCAGUAGGAAAAUGGGCAAUUCUCAGGGGAAGAUACAUAAAUGGUCAAUAAGUACUUGAAAGAUUUUCACCCUUAAUCAAGUAAAUGCAAAUUAAAACAACGAAACUCUUUCGCCUAUCAGACUGGAAAAGAUUUUAAAAAGGCUGAAAGGGAAUGUUGCUGAACAUACAAGAAAAUGGGUCCCCAAUAAUGCUGCUGAAGGAAGGAGAGCAAGUGGUGUAAUUUGAGGGGGAGGCAGCCUGUGCAGAUAUGUUACAGAAACACAGUACUGUCAAUCAUUUAAGUCCUUAUUUUACAUGGGUUCUUCCAUUCUCCAACUUUCCUUUGGGCAUAUGUUUAACAAACAGGUUUUGCUUAAAUAUGAGACACCUGCCCAGCAACCUAAAAGUAAGGGAUUUACUUUCUUUCAUUUGGUUGGAUAGAAUUUCUUGGCAUUCUCUAUUUACCAAAAACGAAUGCAGGUGCACCUGUCAAAACUAAUAUUUAAAUUAUUUCGGUUGGCUUAGUGUCCAUAUUUAUUGAUAUGUGCUAUAUGCCAGGCACUAUUCUAAAACCAUUACACAUAUACAUGCAUUUAUACCAAUGUUUAAUCCUAAUAACAACCUUAUGGGUAUUAAAAUCCGUAGCAAUCAUUAUUCCCAUCCUGUAUACCCCGCAGCAAAGGAAGCUAAGUAAACUUUGUUUUAAGAUCACUCAAAUGGUAAGUGAUAGAGCUAGGAAGUGAAAAAAAAAAAUAAUUUUGACUUCUCAGGAAUUCACUGAUAAGAUACAAAUAGAAGGGGGUACUGAAGCUAAUGAGUAGAUCCUAUUACAGCAAUGUACAAAUCAAUCUAUUUCUGUAAGUAUAGUGGUAAUAUGUAUUAUAGAUGUGUUCAGUUGGAUUUCUAGAAGAAAAUCCCCUUAAAUUUAUCUUAUAUUAGUAACCUCUUUUUUCCCUCUUCUUUUCCUUUUUUCCUUUUAAUCUCAGAGUCAAAAGGUCAGCUUAGCUUGAUGAACGUCUUUCACAUUACCUUCAUCCAAAGCAAUUUUCCUGGAAAAGAUAUAUUUUGCCUUUUCGACUAUUUUUCCCUAUUCUAAUUAGUUCGGAUGUUUUAUAGAGAGCAAAGAACUUUGAAAAAAGAAUACAAGUUUCUGUUCUGGAUGCACUUGGGUACAUGUACUUUAAGCUUGGGAAGACAUUUAUGUGUCCCUCCGAGUCCAUAAAUAACUUGAACCCUGACUUUUUAAGGUUUUCUCUGAUACUGUGCUUUGUAGCUAUAACAUUUUCUGUUCUAUAAAUAACUUCUGUUCAUUUUUAAAAUCCAUUUUCCUCAAAUAAUAGGAGUAGAUUUAUGUAGGCUCCUUAGGACCAUUGCACGGGUAUAUGUUGCCCUCAGUAACAUUUUUUUUUUAAGUUAUCAGUAUACCGAGAUCAAAAACACUCUUCCUUUGACAUCCAGUAAUUGUCCUAUAAAACAAUUUCUCUAGUCACUUUCAGCUACCAACUACCAAUUGUAUUCCUUAAACUAACAUCUUCAAAUAAAGAAUGCCCUAACUUAUCUCUGCGUCUGAUGUUGACUUUGUGAGACGUAAAAAUGGUAAACAGUAUCCUCCCAUGUGACCACAUUCAAAUUGAAGCCUCUCCCUAUUCCGCUGAGACCUACUGUUUAUUAUCUCAAGACUCAGGUAUUGUGUGCUGAGAUGCCCGUGGUGCUUGAAAUUGCAGCCAUUCGAGGGAAGUGGGUAAAUUCUGAAUGACUUCA
This is a messenger RNA of Hippopotamus amphibius kiboko, 5507 nucleotides long. RefSeq names its product centromere protein Q (gene CENPQ). NCBI's taxonomy places the organism in Eukaryota, Metazoa, Chordata, Mammalia, Artiodactyla, Hippopotamidae. The transcript has 11 exons. The coding region runs from base 409 to 1218 and encodes 269 amino acids. The record is from RefSeq and is a predicted model, not a curated record.